GUGUGCUAAGACAGACACAAACAAACCACACCAUAGCUUAGUUCAUUGUGUACAGUUUUUUUCCCCUUCAGGUAAAAACUCUGUGGUAAGUUAAAGGAUUUAGCAGAAGGAAUUCCAAGGUUCACCCUCCUAAUCCUUUCAGAACUUCAGAACAACAGUAGGCAGUUACAGUUCUGUUACUCAUGGUUAACCGACCUGUACUUUAUCCUGAGUUUGUAGGUUGAUACAGCAUAUUGAAUUAUAAAUUCACCCCCUGGCCUAGAUUCACACAACAUGCUAGGCCAAAAUGUGUCUGUCUGGUUUAGUGUGUUGUAUAAACACUGCCUGAGCUAUGGAUCUCCAGCAUUCUUCUUCAAAAACAAACGCUGUCCACCUUUAAGUAAUAUAUUGCUUCUGUUCUUAUUGAUUGUAAACAAAAUGUAUGUCUAAUAAAAUGCCCAAUUGUGGUACUUCCUUGUAUAUUUGAUAUGUAUAAUGGAUUGCUUUACCUUGCUUUAACAGGUGAGAAUUCAGACAGAAGCACGCUAUUGUGGAAUAUGGCACUGCAUCAGAGAUACAUACAGAACUGAAAGGGUGCCAGGUUUCUUCAGAGGCGUUUCAAUGACAGUUGUAAUGGCAUCACUGAUUUCAUCAUUUUCAUUUGGGAUCUACAAAAACUUUCUUUAUGGUAUCUGUAGAUUACGAUAUGGCUCUGCAGACAGAAAACCAUCAAAAGUGGAUAUAUCUUUUGCAGGUUGUGUUACUGGUGCUAUCCGGGUUGUGCUAAUAUCGCCUGCAGAAAUAGCCAAAGUAAGAUUACAGAUCCAGAAAGACCCACAUGGCUUGGCAACAUCAUCUUAUCCCUUUGACUCCAGGCCUAAGUAUCAAGGUUCCUUGCAUUGUUUGAGGACAAUAGUGAAAGAAGAAGGUCUUGCGGGUCUAUACAAAGGAUCUUUGGCUCUGUUGGGCAGGGAUUGUCAUUCAUGUGCAGCCUAUUUCCUCACCUACUCUGUCCUGUGUGACUGGCUUACUCCAGCUGGUAAAAACAAACCAGAUCUGUGGGCUGUGCUUCUUUCUGGAGGCUGUGCUGGUGUUCUGGCCUGGGGUACAGCAACCCCAAUGGAUGUCAUUAAAGCCCGGAUGCAAGCAGAUGGUGAUGGGCAGCGUAAAUAUACUGGACUAAUACACUGUGCCAGAGACAGCAUAAGGGAAGAAGGAGUAAGAGUUCUUUUCAAAGGCCUCGGACUAAACUCACUGCGUGCAUUUCCUACAAACAUGAUGAUAUUCUUAAUUUACGAAGCUGUUCUUAGGCUUGGGGAACAUUUGGGGAAAUGAAGAGUUUAUUUCAGCAUCAUUCUGUAAGUGAUUGCUUAUUUUUUUGAAGCCAAUUUAUUUAAAUACUUCUUUUUCAGCAAACUCUUGUGAUGAUAAAUUAUCUCUGUGUAUGCAAAUCUCAGAACUGGAUAUAUGCAUUAAAACUU
Molecule: messenger RNA, 1460 nt
Organism: Candoia aspera
Lineage: Eukaryota; Metazoa; Chordata; Lepidosauria; Squamata; Candoiidae
Gene: SLC25A47
Product: solute carrier family 25 member 47
Exons: 4
Coding region: 601-1314 (237 amino acids)
Biological process (GO): transport
Cellular component (GO): mitochondrion
Molecular function (GO): transmembrane transporter activity
Source: RefSeq, a predicted model, not a curated record